Messenger RNA from Chelmon rostratus (copperband butterflyfish), 3635 nucleotides. It is a transcript of the gene ext2, whose product is annotated as exostosin glycosyltransferase 2. Gene Ontology annotation, molecular function: glycosyltransferase activity. The transcript has 15 exons. Gene Ontology annotation, cellular component: membrane. The record is from RefSeq and is a predicted model, not a curated record. NCBI's taxonomy places the organism in Eukaryota, Metazoa, Chordata, Actinopteri, Chaetodontiformes, Chaetodontidae. The coding region runs from base 157 to 2316 and encodes 719 amino acids.
CGCCGGAGUUAGCUAGGUGGUCGGUUAGCAUUAAUACUGUUUUUGGAAGUGUAGCAUAUUUUCUUACCGUUGCCAUGAAUUAAGACCGAAUUGUCGAACGCCAUCCCUUAAAACGUCUCGUGGCUGGCUGGAGAGAGCGAAAGAGAGGUGUCAGGCAUGUAUGCCACUGGGAAAUACAGCUCGCGGGGCCCUGCUCUUAUCCCGCGGAUGAAAACCAAGCACCGCAUUUACUACAUCACCCUCUUCUCUGUGGUGCUGCUUGGACUUAUCGCCACCGGGAUGUUCCAGUUCUGGCCCCACUCAAUUGAGUCUGCAGCCGACUGGACCCUCGAUAAACGCAGUGUUCAUGACGCUCCUCUGGUCCGCCUGCCUGUCUCCAGUCCCAUUCCUGAGAGGGGUGACCUCAGCUGUCGAAUGCACACCUGUUUUGAUGUGUACAAAUGUGGCUACAAUCCUAAAAACAGAAUCAAGGUCUACAUCUACCCUCUGCAGAAGUUUGUGGAUGAAUUGGGGGUACCCAUCAGCAGCACUGGACUGUCGAGAGAAUACAAUGAUCUGCUCAGUGCCAUCUCUGACAGUGACUUUUACACUGAUGACGUCAACAGGGCUUGUCUUUUCAUCCCAUCUAUUGAUGUGCUGAAUCAGAACUCCCUGCGUAUCAGAGAGACUGCCCAGGCUCUGGCAAUGUUACCCAGGUGGGAGAAAGGGAUGAAUCACCUACUUUUCAACAUGUUACCUGGAGGCCCCCCAGACUACAACACUGCCUUGGAUGUGCCCAGAGACAGAGUGCUGCUUGCUGGAGGUGGUUUCUCUACAUGGACCUACAGACAAGGUUACGAUGUCAGCAUUCCAGUGUACAGCCCCCUUUCUGCAGAUGUUGAGCUGCCUGAGAGACAGCCUGGGCCACGGCGCUACUUUAUUCUGUCCUCUCAAACUGCCAUUCACCGCGAGUACCGUGCUGAACUUGAGCGCUUGAAGGAAGAAAACGGAGAAGCAUUGCUCCUCCUCGACAAGUGUAGCAACCUGUCUCAGGGUGCCUCCUCUGCACGGAAACGCUGCUACAAGGGGCAGGUGUAUGACUACCCUCAGAUCUUGCAGGAGUCUUCUUUCUGUGUGGUUUUGCGGGGGGCACGAUUGGGUCAGGCUGCCCUCAGUGAUGUGCUGCAGGCCGGCUGUGUCCCCGUCAUCCUCGCUGACUCCUACAUUCUGCCCUUUUCUGAAGUACUUGACUGGAAAAGGGCAUCUGUGGUUAUUCCAGAGGAGAAGCUGUCAGAGAUGUACACCAUCCUAAAGAGUAUUCCUCACAGACAAGUUGAAGAGAUGCAGAGACAGGCACGCUGGUUCUGGGAGGCCUACUUUAGCUCCAUGAAGGCCAUUGGCUUGACAACGCUCCAGAUCAUCAAUGACCGCAUCUACCCAUAUGCCGCACGCACUUACGAGCAGUGGAACAAUCCACCUGUGGUGAAGUGGUCCAGCGUGAACAGCCCUCUGUUCCUGCCACUUAUCCCACCACGGGCACCUGGGUUCACAGCAGUGGUGCUGACCUACGAUCGUGUUGAGAGUCUUUUCCGGGUCAUCACUGAAAUCUCCAAGGUGCCUAGCUUGGCUAAGCUGCUGGUGGUGUGGAAUAACCAGAACAAGAGUCCUCCUGAGGAGUCUCUUUGGCCGAAGAUCAGUGUUCCUCUCAAAGUCGUGCGAACCAAAGAGAACAAGCUGAGUAACCGUUUCUUCCCCUACGACGAGAUUGAGACAGAAGCUGUACUGGCCAUCGAUGAUGACAUCAUCAUGCUGACAUCUGAUGAACUGCAGUUUGGCUACGAGGUAUGGAGGGAGUUCCCUGACAGGCUGGUGGGCUACCCAGGCCGGCUGCACCUUUGGGACCAUGAAAUGGGGAAGUGGAAGUAUGAGUCGGAGUGGACCAACGAGGUGUCCAUGGUUCUAACUGGAGCCGCCUUCUACCACAAGUACUUCAACUAUUUGUACACAUACAAGAUGCCUGGAGACAUCAAGAACUGGGUGGACGCUCAUAUGAACUGUGAAGAUAUUGCCAUGAACUUCCUGGUGGCCAACAUCACAGGCAAAGCCCCCAUAAAGGUGACACCCAGGAAAAAGUUCAAGUGCCCGGAGUGCACUGCCAUUGAUGGACUGUCCCUGGAUCAGACACACAUGGUGGAGAGAUCUGAGUGCAUCAACAAGUUUGCAUCAGUUUUUGGUACAAUGCCUCUGAAGGUGGUGGAACACCGUGCAGACCCAGUGCUCUAUAAAGACGACUUCCCAGAGAAGCUAAAGAGCUUCCCCAACAUCGGCAGCCUCUGACCAGUACGUAACAGAUGCACGGACCUCGUCACAGCCUCAAAGCUUCAAGAUUUGUCACCAACAUUGUCUUUAAUACAAGACAUCGAUUUUCAGACUAAAGUGGUGCAUGCUCCUGUCGCAUCUCAGUACAAAUGAUUCGCUCUCUGGUUUUUAAAUUAAAUUUAAAAGGCAGGAUUGUGCAGGACAUUUAGUUAAGAUCUAGAAUGGCAGAGGACAUGGGAAUCUCAGCAUGAUGAUGAGUGCGGUGAGAAUGAUUUGUUUAUUGGAGUUAAAAUAAAAAAUAUUGUCAAACGUUUACCGACACUAAUGUUACUGCUACUGGAGGGUUACUGUGAGUCUGAUAUUUGAUGGACAGGCUGACUGAUUGGAGGCUUGUGGUCCCUCACUGUUACUGUUUUGGAGCUGGACGCUUUUGGCUCCAGCUGCUCUGGAAUCAGCGUAUACAGUGUAUAUAUUUGUAUUUUGCAGCAGUGCUGUAUAAUAGUCAUAAUUUAUGAUGCUCCAACUAGGAUAAAAAAAAUGUUCCUGGACCUAAUUCUUUUAGCUGUGGUGUAUGAAAACAAAAAGUAAUAAAUGUUUAAUUUACAUGAUAUAUAUAUCAGUGACAUGUCUGUGAGGGCUUUAUGUGCUGGUUAAUUGAAUGUGAUAACACAGAGCGUGGUGGCUAACAGAUGAUGUACAGUAAAUGUUUCACAUACGGACCGUUUUUACACAAUCAGAUUGGACCAAGCGGGUACCAUAAAUCUUAUAUUUAGUGAGUAACUGCUGAUUUUAAAUACUGAUUCAGAGCUACUGGAACAUCUUGAAUUGUAAUUUUAUACUGCCUGAGCAAGCCUUUCAUUUAUAUUAAUAUAUAGGAAAAAGCAACGGUGCUAAUUGAAGCACCCACUAAGUCAUUUUAUGAGUUGAGUGUAUGAACACUGCAUAAGCAUAGGAGUUAUUAUUUGAUUUCCAUGCAUUUGAAAAAUACUGUACAGUGAAUAAUGGACGGUUCCCAAAUCCACACUUUUCAAAACAAAUAUGUAUAAACUGUUGAUGCAAUGCUUUUGUUUUUUGUUUUUUUAUUAUCCCUGUUGUGUGUGUUUAUAUUUUUUCCUUUUCAUCACUUCUUGUCCCAGCUCCAGUAUUUAGCCUUUAAAAUUCGGAGCAGUGCAGUCUUUAAGAUGUUAACAUUGCUUUGUGGUCUCUUUAUUUGCCCCAUUUUUUUUUAAAUUGUUUUCAUAAGGUCAGUGAAAUUGUUUUAAAUUUUUUUGACUGGGUUUAUGUAUCUAAGUGUAUAUAUGACUUUGUAAUACAUAAGUAAAAAACACAAUAUGUCU